GUCACGAGCGCCCGCGCGGCCGACGGCGGCGCCAUGGCUGCGGAGCGGGACGUGCGCGCCCGGCUGCGGCGCGCGGGCCAGGAGCACCUGCUGCGCUUCUGCGCCGAGCUGGCGCCGGGGCCGCGCGCCGCGCUGCUGGCGGAGCUGCGGGCGCUGGAGCCGGGGGCGCUGCGCGAGCACUGCCGGCGCGCGGCUGCGGCCUGCGCGCGCCCCCCGGGCCCGGAGCCCGGCCUGGAGGCGCGCCUGCGGCCCCUGCCGCCGGAGCGCGUGGGCAGCGCGAGCCGGUGCGACCCCGAGACGCGGCGGCUCUGGGAGCAGGAAGGUUUCCACCAGAUCGCCCUGAGCAAGGUUGCGGUGCUGCUGCUGGCUGGUGGGCAGGGCACUCGCCUGGGCGUGACCUACCCCAAAGGCAUGUAUCAGGUGGGGCUGCCCAGCCAGAAGACCCUGUAUCAGCUGCAGGCAGAACGGAUUCAGCGGGUGCAGCAGCUGGCGGGCGAGCGCCAUGGGACCCAGUGCACCGUACCCUGGUACAUCAUGACAAGUGAGUUCACGCUGGAGCCCACCGCCAAGUUCUUCAAGGAGCACAGCUUCUUCCAGCUGGACCCCGACAACGUGAUCAUGUUUGAGCAGCGCAUGCUGCCUGCUGUGACCUUCGACGGCAGGGCCAUCCUGGAGCAGAAAGACAAGGUCGCCAUGGCCCCAGACGGCAACGGAGGACUGUACUCUGCACUGUCAGACCACCAGAUUCUAGAGGACAUGGAGCGCCGGGGCGUGGAGUUUGUGCACGUGUACUGUGUGGACAACAUCCUCGUGCGGCUGGCCGACCCGGUCUUCAUCGGCUUUUGUGUGCUGCGCGGGGCCGACUGUGGCGCCAAGGUGGUGGAGAAGGCCUCGCCCGAGGAGCCGGUGGGAGUGGUGUGCCAGCUGGACGGAGUCCCGCGGGUGGUGGAGUACAGCGAGAUCAGCCCCGAGACCGCACAGCUCCGCGGGCCCGAUGGGAGCCUGCUCUACAGCCUGGGCAACAUCUGCAACCACUUCUUCACUCGAGGCUUCCUCCAGAUGGUGGUCAGUGACUUUGAGCCCUUGCUGAAGCCACACGUGGCUGUGAAGAAGGUUCCCUACGUGGAUGAGGAGGGAAAUCUGGUAAAGCCGCUAAAACCGAACGGGAUAAAGAUGGAGAAGUUUGUGUUUGAUGUGUUCCAGUUUGCUAAGAACUUUGUGGCCUUUGAAGUGCCUCGGGAGGAGGAGUUCUCUCCCCUGAAGAAUGCUGCCUCUGCCGCCAGGGACACGCCCGACUCGGCGCGGCGCGCUCUUCUCCUACAGCAUUACCGAUGGGCCCUGCGCGCCGGCGCCCGCUUCCUGGAUGCGUGUGGGGCCCGGCUCCCUGAGCUGCGCAGCUUGCCCAGCGCUGGAGAGCCUCCCGCCAUCUGUGAGAUCUCGCCCUUGGUGUCGUACUCUGGAGAGGGUCUGGAAGUCUAUCUGCAAGGCCGGGAGUUCCAGUCCCCGCUCAUCCUGGAUGAGACCCGGGCCAGGGCUCUGCAGCCCUGACUUGCUCUUCGGACUGGCAACCCCCGGGGGCAAGGGGUCGUGCCACUCCCUUCAUCGUUCCCGGGGACCCAAGUGACCAAACAGGGCUCUGUGGCUGUGCUCCUGGCUGUGGGGUCUGGGUGGGAGGCAGCGGCGCAGCGCCCUCCGGGAGGGCAGCAGGCCUGCUCCGGGCGGAGACGUGAGGACGCCGGCGCCGCCUGGCCCUCCGGCCAGAUCCGCGUGGUGGGGAGCGCCGGCCACUCCAGGCUGCGGCUUUUCUGCAGAUGCCAGAGGCGGCGAGAGGAGGGGACGGUGUCCGUCCCCCGCAGGGUGACCUGUCCAAAGGUGCGGCUCCCUCUCUCUCCAGCAGCUGAAACAGCGUCUGGCACGAGGCUGGGGAGGGUGCGGCUGUGACAGCCUGGCCCUCCAGCUCCCCCCACCUCCGCCCCCCACGCGCAGCCUGCACAGCUGACGCCGAAUUCUCUCAAUGUGCCUUGGAGGCUCGGCUCCUCGGCCAGGUCUCCCGUUGGCUCAGCGCCACAUUUUAGGUCUUUUCUGCAAGAACCAGUGGGACCCACUGCGAUGGCCACACGUGGUGGCUAAUUAGGCUGAAAUACAAGCAGGCGGGGAGCGCCUUCCUCCAAGCAGCUUGCCAGUGGCUUCUGACAGAUCUUGGUGCUCACGCUUCCCGUGCUCUCUGGAGGGAGACACCGACUCGACGUACGGGGCCACGGUCCCCCCACACGGCACCCACGAGGCCCCACGGAGGCUGCGGAAAACCGCUGGCCCUGUUGUGCUCCUGCGACCCCAGGGCCUGCUCUCCUCUCUGGAAGCGACACGGGGGGCGCCUACCUGCCCGCUGACGUGAAGAGUGGUGUGGAAGCAGCCUGCCACUCCGCCAGGCCACCUACUCCCAUUCCCCCACGGAAGGUGGUUUCCCCAGGGCGAGGAUGUUACCUGGCCGGGGGGUUCAGAGGCCACCGAUCCCUACAGUGGCUUGUAGCUGGCUAGUGGAGGGUGGAUGUGUGUCCUCGCACACACAGCCCUGACCUGGGCAUGACAGCAGGGUCAGGGCCACGCCCAGAGCCCAGAGCAGGACUCUGCCUCCAGCCAGGCUGUGCCAGCCCUUUGCAGACCUCAGAAUUGAACCGUGUGCCUUACGGCCCUUCUCUCAGCUGCUCCGGCACAAGCAGAGGGACAGCCCAGCUGGGGGCCCAGGUCCGGGGUCCUGCCCACAGCUGCUCCUCCUCACCACCACAGCCCAACAACCCUGCAACCUCUCACCUGCACGAGUUGGGUAAACUAUUGAAACCGCCUGCCUUUA
Molecule: messenger RNA, 2851 nt
Organism: Hyaena hyaena (striped hyena)
Lineage: Eukaryota; Metazoa; Chordata; Mammalia; Carnivora; Hyaenidae
Gene: UAP1L1
Product: UDP-N-acetylglucosamine pyrophosphorylase 1 like 1
Exons: 9
Coding region: 34-1548 (504 amino acids)
Biological process (GO): UDP-N-acetylglucosamine biosynthetic process
Molecular function (GO): UDP-N-acetylglucosamine diphosphorylase activity
Source: RefSeq, a predicted model, not a curated record